CUUCGCAUACACACUCCUUUGUGUGACGGCAUACAUCCUGGUCUCUGCCAACACGUCUCUUCCUGCUUCAUCAUGGCCGCCUUCAAGACGUCGCGAAGACUCGGGAGUUCUUCCUGGCUGCUGCUGGUCACCGUGCUGCUGUUCUGUGCGGGCACAGCGCUCACCGCAGAAAUAGGCAGUACAAAACCCACAGACCCCGUGAGUCCUUUGGAUAAAACUGCCAGUGACGUUACAUCCAGUAAAAUAACAAGUUUGCCAACGGUACCUAAAAACGAAAGUAAAAAUGAAGGCGGUACAAACACCACUGUUGCUGCUGCUACUGCUUCUACUACUACAACUACCAAACCACCUAAAAAGGUUGCACUAACACCCACACAAGACGCGACACAAGAGGCCGCUAUCAGCACGACACAAGUGACUACCAAGAAAGUGGGCUCUGUGACUUCAGUCACCAUCACCAAGCUUCUAAACCUUAAGGCAACUACUGACGCCGAGCCUACUGAAGAUACUUCUGUUGAGGACAACCUGAUGUUUGAGACCCAGGACACUGUCCCUGCCAGCCUGCCUACUACCAAAGAAUCGGAGAAUGAUGACGAAUAUCUAAUUGAAAAUGAUGACUAUGAUGGUACAGUGAAGAAUAAAGAGGACACGCUGAUACCACGUAUAAAUGAAAAAGAUCCUGUUACAGAUUCUGAAGACAGUUCCGAUGACUAUGAGAUUAAACCCAAUAGUGAUGAAGACAGUGAUGAAGACAGUCACUUCUUCAUGCACUUGGUUAUAAUAGCGUCAUUAAUUGCUGUAGUGUACAUUGCCUACCAUAACAAACGAAGGAUAUAUCUGCUGGUUCAAAGAAGAAGAUGGAGAGAUGGUCUUUGCUCAAAAAAUACAGGUUACCGUCGCCUGGAUCAGAAUGUGAGCGAAGCAAUGCCUUCCCUCAGAAACACAAAAGAUUAUGUAUUUUGAAAGACUUUAAACAUUCUUUUGCCUUUUUGGGCCUAUUUUUAGGCUGCAUCGCCAUAAACUUGACUUGAUUGCAUAGUUUAGAGGAAAUAUUUUUUUUAUAACAAUUUAUCAGUCUAUGAUGUAAAACUCAGUAAAUUCAGUUAUUAGGGUGACAAUCGAUUUUCAUUCAUACAAGUGAUUUAAAAAUACAAAGAAACGUUAUAUAUAGAUUUUUUUUUAUUGAUUAUUCUUGCCAUGCUAUUUGUUUGUUUUGAUUAUACCAAUGGUGAAAUUUGCACAAAGCCUGGCAUUGAAUGGACUUGAUUCUGCACUGCAUAACUAGAAGAUGGUCUUUAAACCAUACAAAACAUUUACCUCUUUAAAGGACAGUCACAUUUUGCAUAUGUAGCUCUCAUUGAAUCGCACCCAUACUGUGACCCAUGGAGCCUCCAUGUGCAUGUCUCAGGCCCUGGAUCCAAGAUGGUCAGCAGCACCAAGUGCAGAUCGGACACUCUUGGACCAUUUGGAACUUCCUAAUUGGGAUGGCAUUGACCAGUGCAAAAGAUCUCUUGUAGCCCCUUGUUUUGCUUCGUGUCUGUUUAUUGGGUGCAAUUGCUAAAUGCUUAUUAGAGCACUGUAAAGGCAUUCUGUCACUGCACUCCAGCACUAUUAAAGGGGUUACCCGGUAAUAAAUAUAGAUGACCUAUCUAGGGUUGGGCGAUAAAGCGGUAUCCACAAUAUACCGCAGUACUAAGAAAUGGUGCUAUCACGGUUACUUAAAUACCACAAGAUUUUAAUGACGUCAUAGCGGCAGUUGGACAUAGCUUCUAAAAUGAGUGCCGAUACAUUCCAUAAACCAGUAGCAUCAUCUGAGCAUGUGCUGUUUUUAGUGAGCCUUAUGAACUACACAACACACUAGGCUAACAGUGGAUGCUGACGUCUAAUAUAAUACUGCAUCUUCUUGUAGCCUGCUGCCCCAUACUUUAUAAUGUCUCCUUGUGGCCUUAUACUGUAUAAUCACCUUUUGACCCUCAUACAGUAUGUCUCCUUGUAGACAGACACAGGGUGUCUCCUUGUCGCCGUUAUGCAGUAUAAUGUUUCCUUGUGGCCCUCUGCCCCAUACAGUAUAUAAGGUCUCCUUGUGGGGGACCCCAUACAGUAUAUGGUGUCCUUACCACCAUUUAAGUGAAUGGGGCUGGGCUGCAAUACUACGUACAGCAAUGUGCCUGAGAGAGAUGCUGGGAUCUCCAGAGAUCCUUUGAGUGCCGCAACUCCCCAUAACAGCUGAUCAGCAGGAGUCCUGGGAGUAGGACCCGCACCGAUCUGAUAAUGAUUACCCAUCCUGAGGAUAGGUCAUCAUUAUAUAUUACUGGAUAACCUCCUGGACUCUUGAGCAACACGAAGAUAACGGAGAGGGCCUCCUGAGCUCAACAGUCUGGACUAUGUAAUCCCGCAAAGUUUUAAGGGGUGCACAGCAGGCGUUUACUGGGGGGCUAUGAGAGAUGGCGAUCUGGACUGCAGUACUCAUGUAGUACUGCAUGAAUAAAUCCACUUGAUAGACACCCUUUCCCCUCAGUUUACCACCUUUUUCCAUUUUGUGGCCCCACUUAUCCUGCCAAUCUAAUGUAAAUGGCAGACUUACAACUUUCCCCUGGAUGUAGAAGGAUCAGACUGUUGGAUUUCCGCAUACUCGAUCAUUUUGGUCUUCAGGGAGAUAAGACCCUGCCAGAGGUGUCUGACAGUGGCGUUCUAACCUCUCCCCAUUGAUUAGCCUUUUCAUACAGCCUGUUUUUGCUCUUAUAUCUAUCACCUCCACAGAGGUUGUUUGCAGAUCUGGACAAAUUUAUCCGCAUCUGAUUCAGUCUUGUGGUGUCCUUCCAUUACUGUUAGAGGACCUGUAACCCCUCCUGACAUGUCUGUUUUAGCAACUAGUUAUUUCAUUCCUUUAUUUCUAAGUUAUGAAUGAUUUUCUAGCAGCUUGCAACGAAGGUCCAGUUGGGUGUCUGUGCAGUCACUGGCAGGACUUGUAGGAUAAUUUCCGACUAUGCAAGGACACAAGUUACUCCGUGUGCAUUCCUUUUCCGUUUGUCCAUUCUGCAAAAAAAAUAAAAAUGUCCUAUUAUUGUCCGCAUUAAGGAUAAGGAUAGGACUGUCCUAUUAGGGGCCAGCUGUUCCAUUCUGCAAAAUACGGAAUGCACAUGGACGUCAUCAGUAUUUUUUGUGUACUGCGUGUGCAUGAGCCCUAAUGAAGGAUUAGUACAUCAGAGUCAUAAUAGAUACUCCAACAUUGUCAUUACAAGACAGAUGCAAGUAACAUAGUACAUAAGGCCGAAAAAAGAAAUUUGUCCAUCCAGUUCGGCCUGUCAUCCUGCAAGUUGUAGUUGCUAAACAAACACGCCAUGAUGGGUUACAGGUCCGCUUGAAGAAGUUUGUGCCAUUUCAGUGGGAUCAACAGUCUCAUGUGUAUGAGAUAUUCUGGCCUCCUCUCCCCCAAAUGGCGGAUGUUUGGUUUAAAGAAGGAUUGGAAUAUUUGAAUUCACAUGUCUGGUUCCCACAGGAGAUAAGCUGGUGCCAAAACUCUCCACUGCUCACACAUGCAUGCCUGGUGUGUGUAUGGGAUAGUUGGGUAAGAGCAUCUGUUUGCCAACAGUUAUUAGAAGUGUAUGGGCACCAUUUUAAGUAAUUCCCCAUCUACAGGAUAGAGGAUAACUAGCUGAUCUCUGGGGUCCAACUGCUGGGAUCCUGAUUGAUCAUGAGAAUAGGGGUCCCAUUACCCCAUUCUGAUGGAGCGGCAGGUUGUGCAUGCGCCCCUGCUGCUCCAUUUGUUCUCUAUGGAAGCGUUCGAGGUAGCUGAGCACUGUUCUUGACUAUCUCCGGCUUGCCCAUAGAGAAUGAAUGUUCGGACCCCCAGCGAUCAGCUAGUUAUCCCCUACCUUGUGGAUAGGGGAUAACCUAAACACUUUGCACAACCCCUUUAAGACAAGGCUCUUUAAUUUGUUCUCUUAAAGAGCUUGCAUAUUUAAUUAAAAGCAGAUAUUUAAUUUAAAGUUCUGCAAUAAUUUUAUUGCAUAGUUUGUUUUUUUUUGUUUAACAUUAGAAAAUUUUGUAGAUAAAAAAACAUUAGUCCUUCAGUUGAAAUGAAUUUGAGAGCCAUAAAGUUUUGCAGCUCCAAAUGUUUAUACCAAUUUUUCUUAAUAAAUUGAUAAGUGUACUGGUA
Messenger RNA from Bufo gargarizans (Asiatic toad), 4159 nucleotides. It is a transcript of the gene C2H5orf15, whose product is annotated as chromosome 2 C5orf15 homolog. The record is from RefSeq and is a predicted model, not a curated record. Bases 73 to 963 code for a protein of 296 amino acids. Lineage: Eukaryota; Metazoa; Chordata; Amphibia; Anura; Bufonidae. The transcript is spliced from 3 exons.